CUCUCAAAGUGCGUCGCCCGCCUUUCUCUCAGUCGCUCACCUUUUCACUCCUUCUCCCUCCGUCUGUUUCUCUCUCAACACAAACACACUUCAGUUUGACUUUUUUUCCUCAAAGAUCUUCUCUACUUCCCUCUUGGUUGUUUUUUUACAGGAUUUUUCCACUUCUUCUGCUUAAAAAAAGACCGGAAGACGCUUCAAGUGACUCCAACGUCAGUAUGUGUUGUGUGAGUUGGUUGCUGCUGGGGACCUGCCUCCUGGUCCUGGGCCCCGCGGUGCAGGGCGCCCCGGGCCAGUGUCCCAGCCUGUGCCACUGCCACGGCGAUCUUCAGCACGUCAUCUGCGACAGCGUCGGGCUGAAGAAGAUCCCCCGGGUGUCGGAGGUCACCCGCUUGCUGAACCUGCAGAGGAACAACCUGGGCAGCAUCCCCACGGGGGCCUUCGGCGAAAGCAAGGGGCUCAUCUCUCUGCACAUGCAGCACUGUCAGCUCCGAGAGAUCGGAUCCCAGGCCUUCAAGGGGCUGAAGAAGCUUGUCUACCUCUACCUGUCCAACAACGAGAUCAGCAGCAUCAAGCCCGGCGCCUUCGAGGACCUAACCGAGCUCACCUACCUCUACCUGGACGGGAACCAGAUCGGUGACCUCGCCAGGGGCAUCUUCUCCCCCAUGAUCAACCUCUUCAUCCUGCAGCUCAACGACAACAAGCUCCGGGAGCUGCGACCGGGGACUUUCGCGGGCACCAAGGACUUGCGCUGGCUGCACAUGAGCGGGAACGAGCUGACGACCCUGCAGCCGGGCUCCCUGGACGACGUGGAGAACCUCGCCAUACUUCACCUGGAUAGGAACAGGAUGUCCAGCUACCCCACUGCGGCCAUGAGCAAACUGCGGGUGGUGGAGGAGCUCAAGCUGGGGAAGAACCCCAUGAGGACCAUCCCUGACAUCGCCUUCCAGAGCUUUGGGCGCUACAUGGAGAAACUACACCUGGGCAACAUGGGUCUGGAGAAGUUCUCAGACGGUGCGUUCACCGGUGUGACGGCUAUCAAGUCACUGAACCUGGACAACAACAAGCUUAAGUCUCUCCCCAAAAGCCUUGACUUCGGCACCAUCACCAACCUCACCCUCUCCAACAACCCGUGGAGCUGCACGUGCCAGCUAGCUCCACUGCGCAGGUGGAUGGACUCUAGUCGCAUUCGUCCGGACGCAGUGUGUGCAUCUCCGCCUCACCAGAAAGGAAAGCAAGUGAGAGACAGCGCCUCCUUCAGUGGCUGCAGAGUCAAGCCGAAGAGAGCCAAAAAGGGCACGCGCCAUUGAGCAUGCUGCUGUGCAGAACUUUCUGUCCUCCCGUCUGAACUUUUCCAUGUUGGCCCUGGGGUCCAGUACACCGAGUCCAGGUCAUGAUAGUCUUUGGGUUGGACGGCAGACUUUGUUUAAUUUGGCUGCUGAUUUUGUGUCUUUUCCUACAGGACACGCCGAAGGAGGAGCCCGUCCAGGUGACUGGCUACACAUGCGACGAAAAGCAAUGCUAACUCAUUCUACUUCAAGACUGUCCAUCUAUUCAUCUGCCAAAUAAUGUCACUAGUUUAAACACAUUGAUGUACACACACUUGCUCUCUCCGUCUCCAAAACACAUCAAGAGCUUUAUGGACCUGAGACGUAACCUUUCUCUUUUGAUUAUCAUCUAUUUACAUCAAAGACAUUCAGGUAACCACCAAAAUACAGGACACAUUCGAGUAAAUGAAGGGGCAUGUUGUCUUUUCAUGGUGCAUUCAGGAUCUUCAGGAUAAACCGUGAAUACAAACAGUCUGAAUGUUAUGAGGAUGAUGGUCAAUAAAAGUUUCAAUGUUUUUAUUAGCAUGAAGAUAAACUCAAACCAGAUGAGCUUAAAGGAAAUAUUCUUAGAGAGAUCAAUACCACUCUUAGGUUUGGAAGCUACAGCCGGUAGCUUAGCUUAGCAUAAUGAGGGAAACAGCUAGCCUGGCUCUGUCCAACUGUUACAAAAUACUCCCAUCAGCACCAUAAAAGCUCAUUAAUUAACAAGUAAUAUCUUGUUUAUUUAAUUCAUACAAAAAGUUGAAAGGAACUCUUUCCACACACUCAUUUGAUCCACUAAUGAUGAAGAGAAUAAUUAUUAGUGCAGCUUUAAUAUACUGGACAUGAAGCCACCUUUAUUUUGGUGUUUACCUGUGUUAAAAAUUAAUAAACAAUGGCUCUAAAAAAUGCUAAAGAGGCAGAGAAACACAUCUUCCAAACCACAAAACAACAAUCAGUUGAAGAAGACGCUUAAAAGACAAUAAGACUUUGAAGAUGUGGGUCGGCUUAUUAGAUGAAUCAAUCUACAAUCUGCUUUCUUUUAGCAUCUAUGAAACUGGAUUUGGUUGUUUUUUGUUAAGAAGAAGUUAAUCUAUUACUAGAUGUAUACGUUAUUCUGUCUUCACUUUAAUGCAAAAUCUUAAUAACAGACUAAACAUUUUCUCAAACACUUCACUGAUUUAAAUUGUAAAGAAAGAGUGAAGAAUUUCAGCUGGGAGGGUUACUGCCUGUUCUGCAUAUCUAUAUGUAUAUUCAAUAUCUUUACAUUUCCUUGACUUUUGGAAGUGGUGGCAGGUGUUCACAUCCAAUAAACCUUUUACAAAAUCAGGUCUCCUUUUUAUCUUACAUACUUAUUUACUUUACUUCCUUUACUGACCAACUGAAUGUUCAGGCUGUUGCUAAAUCUAACGGACGUUUCUCCAAGGAUGUGUCUCCCCCUGGUGUUUGGAAGCUGAACUGCAUCAUUAUGUGAACUAAACUAUAACAACAACAGUAUUCUGUGUCUGUUAAUCAACUCACCGUUAUUUCCUUGAUGCCCAUCACAGAAAUGACCUUCUUCACGAGAUCUGGAGGACACGGGGAGCCUCCCAUGACGCCUACGGUUACACAAACAAAUAGAAGCGCAUGUAACCUGAGAACGUUUAUGGAAAUAGUCUCAGACAAAAACUAACUAACAGGAAAAAAGGCUUUACAUCAUUGAAAAGGCCCCUUCUUUUAUACAACAGCAGAAUAUCAAUCUUUUUCUCACCUGCCAGGACUGACGACAAGUCAUGUUUGGCCACUUCCUGCUGGCUGACCAUAUCCACAAACAUGGUGGGGGUGCCGUAGAUGAAGGUGCACCUGUGAGGGAAAACAGACAAACAUAUCAGAAUGCAUAAUCUUCACUUAUAAAAGCAAAAACCGCAAAACGUAUGGGCAUGUCUUUAUUUUUCAUUUCAAACUCAAAAACAUUAUUUGAGGCAAUAAAGGC
Molecule: messenger RNA, 3276 nt
Organism: Anarrhichthys ocellatus (wolf-eel)
Lineage: Eukaryota; Metazoa; Chordata; Actinopteri; Perciformes; Anarhichadidae
Gene: chad
Product: chondroadherin
Exons: 4
Coding region: 216-1307 (363 amino acids)
Molecular function (GO): protein binding
Source: RefSeq, a predicted model, not a curated record